CAUGGGCUGUGAUGCACUUGUGACUGCUGUCAUUUAGUCUUUUUCUUUUCAUCAACGAUCAUUUUGGCGGUGAAGUCUGCUCAUGAACACCCUUAACGUUGGUACCAAUUCUCACUAUCUGUCACCAUCUUUCCUAUAUAGAAUUGCCCUGAUGAAAUUAUUUUUUAUGUAAAUAAUUUUCAACUGCAUCCCAGACAACCUCUUCCCGGCUACUUUCGGUUGUCCUAGCAACCCAGUUAAAAUGCAGGCCAGAAGCUUGAAGCCCUAUUGCAAUCUCCAUUACUUACGAGAACGCCAGUUCACCUGUACCUCCGAAGCAUGCAAAACCAACUGAAUUGGGUUUCUUUGAAUUAAGCCAUCUCAAAAACUCAUGUUCAUCAAUAGAGGCUUGCCUUCCCUUCAGCUUUAUCAUCUACGUUUCUGUUGCAUAGUGAAACUGGUCCUUCAUGCCAUGCCUUUCUUCCACGACCUUUCUAUAAUGAUCAGCAUGAACCGGGUCAAGCUCGUAGAAACUGUCGACAACCAGUCCAUUAUUUUUGCAAAUCUGCAUCUUUAACGUUCUUGAAAACCUUGGCGAGGUCAGAUUCAUCAUGUUUUUCAUGAUAAGGCACCUCCUUCCUUGUCACCUUGAUAUCACCACCAAAAAGGGUUCAGAAUCCGAUGAUAUUUUCUUGGGUGGCUCGUAUAAUCCUAGGCAUUGAUCAGUUUUUGAAGAGAAAACUAGUCCCCUCGAAUUCCAAACCUAGCCGCAACAUCAGUAGUCCAAGGAAAAAAACACGUCUGCAAUAAGACAACCAGUUAAUCAGGGUGGAUUUCACCUAGUAGCCACUGAAAGAGUUCUUGAAGCAUGGCAGUUGCCAGGCAAAUCAUAGAUCGGGAAACCAUCAAGUCCACAUUUUCCCGCCCUCGUGGCAACCCGGCCUCUACUAGGAGAUGUGAUGGUCUGUACAUGCAUUCAUUUCAAAACCCAAAUCUUUGGUUCUCUGGAUUGUUUUGGACAAGAGAGGCACGUUAAGGACUGGUGACUAGCUAGUCCUCGGGCCAUGGGAAGCAAAUACCUUGACCUUGUGACGCAAUGAAAAACAGGUUGAAUUACAAGAGAAAAGGUUGUGAUGGGUUAGUCUUUUCAGUUUGGUAGGCUUACUAGGUGAGCUUGGAGCCAACUGUUUUCAUGGUUUCUGUGCUGAUCCUUUUCUGUUCGCCACUGCUCCAAUUUCAAGGAUUGUCGAUUGUGCUCUGCGUGAUCUUCGAUGCAAAUGUAGAAAUAUAUUUUGGAUUAAAAUCACCGAGGUAUUAAAAGAUUUUCUUUUUGUUUAAGGAUUCUGAUUUUCUUUUCUUGUUAAGGUUGGUUUCUGACCAAAUUAAAGAGUUGUAAAUCUUCUAGAAAGACAGAACACAUCGGACUUAAUUUUUAGAAAUAAUAUUACGAAUUAGGAUUCCUGGUGCGCUAAUCCUUCUGUCAAACUCUGUCUUUUUUAUUGCUGUCUUCUUUGUUUUUGUGCUUCCAUCUACAUCAUAUUUGCCAUCUUACUUGUGCUUACUCUUCUUGUUCGUUCAAUAGGAAACCAUUUUUAGCUUUUGAAAUCCUCCCAGCCAUUUGUUGGUACUGUAAAAAUAUGAUUAGCCUGUUUUCUUGUGUUUGUCCAUAUCAAUGGAUGCUUUUAGCGGUACGACCACUGGUGUCCAAGUUAUGUUGAGGAUAUCAGCUAUGUGAACUUUGAAAUUGCUGCUGCCUCUUGGAAGACUAGUAAAACCAUGUCAGCAACCAGGCUGCGUGAAACCAUUACUGAAUGCCUUGCUGAUGUUCAGUCAGACUCCGUUGAUGCUCAGCGGAAAGCUCUGCAAACCCUAGCUGCCCUUACCAAGGUCAGUCCCCAGAACAGGAGCUUGCUUGCACAAACAGACGGUGUCGUAUCUACCCUUCUUACCCUGACCAAAAUCUCCUCCUCUAUCAUCAGAAUCCUUGCGUUAUCCAUUCUUUUCAACCUCUCCCUGAACCCUGAUCUAAAGUGGAAUCUUGCAGAUAUGGAAACCAUUCAUCAUCUCAAUUCAAUAAUUCUCUCAGCAAGUUCCCCUGAAAUCAACCGGUUAGUUUGCUCUUUGAUUUGCAGCUUAGCGAUGCUAGACAAAAACAAGGCCAAGUUUGGGGUGGCAGGUACUGUCCAGGUGCUGGUUGGUGCUAUUUCAGGACCUCGUUGUCCUGCCUCUCACCAUCUCCUUAGUUCCUUGGCUGAGCUUGUGCAGUUUCAUGGGAAUUGUACAGUGGCUGUCCGUUCAGGAGCAGUCCAAGUGCUCAUUGGAGUAGUGGAGAGCACAGAUGGCGAGGAUUUGGCUGGGACUUCUCUUGCUGUUCUAGGUCACCUAGCUCGGUUCAAUGAAGGAUUGAAUGCCUUAAUAAGAACUGACCAGAUCGUGAGUUCUAUGUUAAAUGUUCUAAGAGGGAGGUGCAUGCUGAGCAAGGAAGGCGCAGCGGAGAUUCUUCUUCGGCUUUUCGACGAAAGUGAAGGUUGCGUUAGAGAUGCUUUCAGGCUGCCAGAGUUCUCGUCUGUCCUGGCUGAUAUUUCAGUGAGAGGAUCAUCAAAGGCACGCGAGAAGGCAAAUCAGCUACUGAAGAAGAUGGUGGAUGCUAACCUUGAUCCUUACACUGAUGGGAAUUCCCUGUUUCUCCCAUGGUAUCAAUGAGGCUGAUGAAUAAUAAUCUUCUUUAUUUGACAAUUUAUUUACCAAUAAUCUUGAAAUCUUCAGCAUCAGAAUGCCUGUAUAGCCAUUAAUUGCAUAGUAAUCCAACGAUCAUAGUCAUAGCUAUGGUGAUAAUAAAA
This is a messenger RNA of Populus trichocarpa (black cottonwood), 2819 nucleotides long. RefSeq names its product U-box domain-containing protein 10. The record is from RefSeq and is a predicted model, not a curated record. Bases 1756 to 2682 code for a protein of 308 amino acids. NCBI's taxonomy places the organism in Eukaryota, Viridiplantae, Streptophyta, Magnoliopsida, Malpighiales, Salicaceae. Gene Ontology annotation, cellular component: nucleus; cytoplasm. The transcript is spliced from 2 exons.